AAUGCUGUCUGCAGAAAAGUAUUUGAAUUUAAUGGUUAUACUACUUUGGUUGUUUAAAAUUUGUUGUCAAAGCAAAAGCGUAAAUUUUUGUUACGAUGCUUCAUACAAAGGACGGAGACUGCAAGGACAUAUUUUUAAGAAAACCAAAGUACAGAUGGAAUUGGAAUGCAUCUACUUUUGCGCUAAAGAGCCAUGUUGUCGGUCUGUAAACUACAGGAGACAGUUAAGUCAAGGACUUUCGAGUCUUUGUGAAAUGUUACAUAGUGUCAUCAACGAUAGCAAUGAAAAGAACUUAAAACAAAGUCGAUUUUACGAUUAUAUUUUCUUUAAUUCACCCGUCAAGAUGUACAACAAAACCUGUGAGCUCCUAACGCCCCUUAACAAAAGUCACGAGCUACUCUUUCCCAGUGCCCAUUUGGAAAAUGUGAUUUUAUUGGAGAAUAAGAUUCCUAAAAUGUUGGAGAUGACGUUGAUAUUUUGGAUGAACACUGACGCAACUCAGCAAAUGGCGUUGUUUUCUUAUGCUGUAAAAAAUAGUCCUGGUGAGCUUUUUGUCGGAAUUCAAAAGGAAAAGAUGAUUUUCACCGUAAAAUCAAGUGAUACAUUACACCUUCAUAUUUCUCACACCAUCAAUGAUAACCAUUGGCACUACUUUGUCAUCAUCAUCAAUCGGAAGACGAAAAGGAUAUUUCUUGACCAUAAAACUAUUCUCAACGAAGCCUUUGGUGAUGAUGAAUUAUUUGGUGGUGGUGUCGUUGCUAUUGGUCAAAAACUGGAGUGCGAUAAAGCGUUUUUUAAUAGCAAAUGGUCUUUUAAGGGCAAAAUAAGCUCUUUGAAUAUGUGGAGCCGUGACGUAAUGCGUGACGUAUCGUGUUCAAUGUUUUGGUUUAACGAUAGCUGCGUUGUUAAUCUCAAUAAGCCUGUGAUUGCAUGGAGUGAUCUAGACUUUUUCACAAGUGGCAAUGUCUCUAGAGUGUUAACAUUUGAUUGCAACUUUCCAGAAUCUUUGGGCAUGGAAAAUAAUGAAAUACCUGAUAAUGCUAUUACUGCGUCAUCUGAAUUUGAUUAUCUCCAUCUGUCCAAAUUUGCUCGAUUGAAUAACGGUAAAAGCUGGUCACCAUUAAGAGAUAAAAAAAUGUACUCAUGGCUUCAAGUUGACUUUGGUAAAGUUGUAACUGUAACCGGUGUUGCAACUCAAGGUGCUUCAACUAUACACGGUGAAUGGACCAAAACUUACUCAAUUGCAUACAGUAAUAACGAGAGAAUAUGGUCAUAUUAUCAUGAAAAUGGAUCUUCAAAGGUUUUUAAAGGAAACAACGAUAAAAGUACAAUUGUCAAAAAUUUUUUUUCGUCACCAAUAACUUGCCGCUUUGUUCGUUUUUUACCAAAGACAUUUGAAUCAUUUCCAACGACAAGGAUCGAAUAUUAUGGGUGUAAAGUGUGAAAAAAAUAGUUAAAGUAACUGGAAAACAUUACUUGUCUUGUACCUAAUAUAUAUCCAUAUGAAAAAAUUCUUGUUUCUUAUUUUUUAAGAGCAGUACGUGCAAUUUUUUUGUGAAAUGCCUCUGUGAAAAAUAGAAUACCCUUGAAAAUUUCUUUUCGAAGUGCUCAUGGUUGGUUGAUGAAACCAAGAAUAAACAAAAAGUGUUUAUUAAAUAAAAACAUUUCAAAGACGAUAAACCCAAAUUUUUGCAAGCAAAAUAAACAAAAAUGGCUGGUGUAAGUUUUAA
Messenger RNA from Xenia sp. Carnegie-2017, 1730 nucleotides. RefSeq lists its product as uncharacterized. Lineage: Eukaryota; Metazoa; Cnidaria; Anthozoa; Malacalcyonacea; Xeniidae. The coding region runs from base 2 to 1444 and encodes 480 amino acids. The transcript has 7 exons. The record is from RefSeq and is a predicted model, not a curated record.